Molecule: messenger RNA, 2906 nt
Organism: Megalobrama amblycephala (Wuchang bream)
Lineage: Eukaryota; Metazoa; Chordata; Actinopteri; Cypriniformes; Xenocyprididae
Gene: baxb
Product: BCL2 associated X, apoptosis regulator b
Exons: 6
Coding region: 349-963 (204 amino acids)
Biological process (GO): release of cytochrome c from mitochondria; extrinsic apoptotic signaling pathway in absence of ligand; intrinsic apoptotic signaling pathway in response to DNA damage
Cellular component (GO): mitochondrial outer membrane
Molecular function (GO): channel activity; protein heterodimerization activity; protein homodimerization activity
Source: RefSeq, a predicted model, not a curated record
AUCAUUUACAAAAAUACUAACAAAGACUAAGUGCAUGGCUUGUAAACAACAUAUAAAACUAAAGAAAGAUGAAAAAUAAAUAAAUAAUAAUAAGUCAUAUUUUUUUAAAGCUCAGGAAGGCGUCCAUAGUUGCCAUCUAGUCACGUUAGCAGUGUAUCCGACAAAAGAGGCCUCUGGAGGGCGUAGUCUUCGAAAUGAGGCAGUUGUUAAGCUCCUCAUUUCCACAAGUCAAAAGUUUCGAAAAGUCCUGUCCUGAAAUAGAGUGGGAUUCCCCAAGAGCUACAUCCAGUCGAAAACAUUAACUGAGAAAACUAAACAACAGCAAUAAUAUAGAUAUAUUUUACUAAUAUGGCUUGCGAAGUCUCGCAGGAUGAUCAGAUUGGAGAAGCUCUCCUAAUCAGGGUGGUAAGACAUGAGGUGAUGAGAGUGGCAGCUGAAGGAAAUGCAGCCCCACCGGCCCUUCCCGAAGAUCAACCAAUAAGCAACAGCCAGGACCAGAUGCUUGUUCAACAGUUGGCAGAGACCAUUAAAGUGAUUGGUGAUAGGCUCGAUCAGGAUCAAGCAUUUAACGACAUGAUUGAUGGUUUAGUAAAAGUGGCUGACAAAAGCAGUUUCUGGAAACUUGUGGAAAAGGUUUUCACAGAUGACCAGAUCAACUGGGGGAGAAUUAUAGUGCUGUUCUAUUCAGUCGGAAAACUGUCUGCAAAGAUGGUCCUCGCACACUUACCCAGAAUUGUGUCAGAUAUUCUGACCUUAUGUCUGGAUUACUUUAGGAGAAAUCUGUUGGAAUGGAUUCGCAAAGUGGGAGGAUGGAUCAAUAGUAUCGCUUCCUUGGCUCAUUACUCCUUUGAGCGAGAUUUUGGUUCCUCAUCCAGCCUCAUCUCCCUCUCCUCUGGGGUCCUCUUCAUCAGCGGAGUACUGCUGGGUGGCCUCAUCGUCUGGAGACUAAACAGAUGUGCUUGAGAAGGGUCAGUGGAGGAGUGAUGAAGUACAGUCAUGUGAAAAAGUUAGGACACCCUAUUGAAUUCCAUGGAUCUAGUGCUUUGGCAGGUCUUAAAAUUAGCUAAAUAAAACGUCAAAUGAACAGCAACAUGUCACAACAUGUCAUUAUUUAUUUAGCAAAAAUAAAGCCAAGAUGGAAAAACCAUGGGUGACAAAGGACACCCUAUGUUUCAAUUGCCUGUAGAUCCACUUGUAGCUGCAAUAACUUGAAGUAAUCAUUUUCUGUAUGACUUUAUCAGUCUCUCACAUCAUUCUGGAGGAAUAUUGGCUCACUCUUCUUUACAACGUUGCUUCAGUUUAUUGAGGUUUCUGGGCAUUUGUUAAUGCACAGCUCUUGCCACAGUCAGGAUGAGGUCUGGACUUGACUGGGCCAUUUCUUUUUCAGCCAUUCUGUUGUAGAUUUGCUGGUGAUCUUCAGAUCAUUGUCCAGUUGCAUGACCCAGUUUUGGCCAAGACUUAGCUGUCGGAUGGAUGGCCUCAUAUUUCACUCUAGAAAACUUUGUUAUACAGAGGAGUUCAUGGUCGACUCAAUGACUGUGAGAUGCUCAGGGCCCAUUACUACAAAACAAGCCCAAAAUCAUCACCCCUCCACCAGCAUGCUUGACUUUUGGUAUGAGGUGUUUGUUCUGGUAUGUUGUGUUUAGUUUUCACCAAACUUGGCACUGUGCAUUAUGGCCAUCUCCAGUUUGGUCUCAUCUGUCCAAAGGACUUUGUUGCAGAAGUUUUGUGGUUUGUUCAGAAGCAGCUUUGCAAUCCUAAGCCAUGUUUUGUUAGAGAGAAGAGGCUUUCUCCUGUCAAUCCUUCCAAACAUGCCAUACUUGUCCCGUUUUUUUCUAAUUGUACUGUCUUGAACUUUAUCAUUUAACAUAUUAACUGAGGCCUGUAGAGUCUGAGGUGUAGUUUUUGGGUUGUCUGCAAUUUCUCUCAGCAUUAUAUUGUCUGAUCUUGGGGUGAAUUUGCUGGGACGUCCACUCAUGGGAAGACUGGUGUCUGUUUUGAAUGUCUUCCACUUGUGAAUAAUCUUCCUCACUGUAGAAUGAUGAUGGACUUCAAAUUGUUUGGAAAUGACCUUGUAAUCUUUCUCAGAUUGAUGGCAGCAAAAAUUGCUUCUCUAAGAUCAUUGCUGAUGUCUUUCCUCCUUGGCAUUGUGUUGUGUUAAUACACACCUGAAGGCUCCAGAUGCUCAAACAGCAGAGCUUCAGCUUUUAUAGAGGUGAUCAAACCUCUUAAUUCCUAUGUUAACAGUAAGGGUAUCCUAAGUUUGUCACCCAUGGCUUUUCCAUUUUGUCUUUAUGUUUGCUAAAUAAAUAAUGACACGGUGUAAUAUGUCAAGUGUUGUUCAUCUGAGGUUUUAUUUUCCAAAUUUUAAGACCUACCAAGGACCAGAUUAUUUUUUUAUUAUGCCCUGGUACAGAAAACCAUGGAAUUCAAUAGGGUGUCCUAACUUUUUCACAUGACUGUAUAAACAAAGGAUAGAUGCAGGGAUUUACAAGGAUCGGUUUGGUGACCAAAUAUAGGACAAAAGAAUGAUUCUUAUAAGAAUAUAGACAAAGUGUGUAAAAUAUUGUAAUAUACAGUGUAUGAUCAGGCAGGAAUUAUAGACAUACUGUGAUUUUUUUUGUUUGUUUGUUUUUUGUUUUUUGUGCAUCUCUCAGGACAUGUGUGUGAGGAUGGUUAAAAGAAAGAUUUGGGAUGAGGGCCUUUUUCUUACAUUUAAGUAAGUCCAAUAUGGGACAUACAGCAACCAGCAGAACUUGAAAUAUCUUUUGAAUUGUUCACUGUAAUUUUGAGGUCACUGUUAUUAACCUCAUUACCUCAUUACCUCAUUUUCACUAGUGCAACUGUUUUAAUUCUAUGCAUUUUGUUAAAAAACACUCUUAAUAAAACAACAAAAUCUGAUCUAA